GUUUCCCCGCCCUGAAUCCGUAGACAAGUAGACAACACCUUCUGAUGUUUCCCAACAACUCAAGCAUCUAUAACUGUCAAAUUGACAGAUCCGAUGCCGCUGGCGAGAGAGCAAAGCUGCGCAUUUUGCUGCUCCGGUUACUGAUCCGACGCGUGGCAUUUCGAUCCAAUACCCCGGCGGCUUUCACGCUUCCAGUCUCAUUAGAAUUGACUGUGAUUGGCGGAAGUUGCCGAUGCUUACAAUUACAUCCUGCGCUUAGCAGGUAUUGUUCCUUUCUCGAUUUUCCGUUCAUUUUCCGGCCAUGGAUUUCGCUCUGCCUCUCGAUCGCAUUCAGAGUGGCUACCUGUAUGAUCGUUCACAGGCGGGUUCUAAGAAGUUCCAAAUUUCUACGUGUUUCGUUUUGAACGGAGGUAUGAAGCACCGGAGCACACUUUCCCGGGUCAAAUGCUCGCUUUUGCAGUCCGGGUUGGUUAAACCCCGUCCCAUGCCCAAACCCUCCGAAGAGAAGGAGAGUGAGAAGAAGAAGAUGAUGAAGAAGGAUGCUUUGAGUGAAGAAAUUCGCGUGGAGGGCACAACUCCAAAGGUGGGUAUGAUCUCUAGCAUCUGUGCGGAGAUUGAGAAGCUGGUUCUGCACAAAAGGUACCGUGAGGCACUCGAAUUCUUUAAUAUUUUAGAUCGUCAAGGUGAUUAUGAUAUUGGUAAAGAUACCUUUGAUGCAUUGAUCAACGCUUGUAUUCAGUUGAAAUCUAUGAGAGGUGUUAAGCGGCUAUACAACUACAUUGUCGAUUCAGGCUUUGAACCCGACCUGUAUAUGAGGAACAGGGUGUUGCUGAUGCAUGCUAAAUGCGGGAUGGUGCAUGAAGCGCGGUACCUAUUCGAUGAAAUGCCCAUGAAAAACGAUGUCUCGUGGUGCACAAUGAUUGAAGGGCUAGUAGCCUCAGGUGAUUACAUUGGUGCUUUCCAGCUAUUCAUGAGCAAGCUGGACUACUCGGAUGCCGGGCCGAGGAUGCUUACCCCGAUGAUCCGAGCAGCCUCAGGUUUGGAGCUUAUUUCUCCAGGCCAACAAUUGCAUGCUUGUGCUUUGAAGUGUGGUCUUCGUGACGAUGUAUAUAUAUCCUGUUCCUUAAUGGACAUGUACAGCAAGUGUGGAAGCAUUGAAGACGCUCAGUUUAUCUUUGAUAUAAUGCCAGUGAAGACAGUAGUUGCAUGGAACACCAUCAUUGCCGGUUAUGCCCUUCAUGGAUAUAGUGAAGAAGCUUUAGGUCUUUACUAUGAAAUGCAAGAAGCUGGGGUUCAGAUGAACAAUAUUACAUUCUCAAUCAUUGUAAAAGUGUGCACAAGGUUAGCUUCAGUAGAGCAUGCCAAACAAGCCCACGCUGGGCUAAUCCGUCAGGGCUUUGUUUUAGACAUAGUUGCCAAUACAACUCUUGUUGAUUUCUACUGCAAAUGGGGAAGGAUAGAAGAUGCACAUAACGUGUUCAACAGAAUGCCUAAAAAGAACGUCAUAUCCUGGAAUGCCUUAAUAGCUGGAUAUGGUAGCCACGGGAGGGGGGUGGAGGCAGUUCAAUUAUUUGAAAAAAUGGUUCGUGAAGGAAUGUCUCCCAACCAUGUCACCUUUCUAGCCGUUCUAUCUUCUUGUAGCUAUUCAGGCCUGACAGACAGUGGAUGGGAGAUAUUCAACUCUAUGCAUAGAGACUAUAAAGUGAGGCCUAAGGCAAUGCACUAUGUAUGCAUGAUUGAACUAUUGGGGCGAGAAGGUCAUUUGGAUGAAGCGCUCUCGUUGAUAAGAGAUGCUCCUUUUAGGCCCACUUUGAACAUGUGGGCUGCCUUAUUGACCGCGUGUAGGAUCCACAAGAAUUUUGUUCUUGGCAAAUUAGCAGCUGAGCAACUUUACGGAAUGGAACCUAAGAAGCUUAGCAAUUAUGUAGUCCUUCUCAACAUUUACAAUAGUUUGGGGAAACGUGAAGAAGCUGCAGAUGUUGUGCGGACACUUAAAGGAAAAGGUUUGACUCUUAUGCCUGCUUGCACUUGGAUAGAGAUCAAGAAGAAGCAAGAGGUUUUUAUUUCUUCAGACAAGUAUCAUGUCCAGAUGAAGGAGAUAUAUGAGAAUCUUGACAAUCUUAUGCUCGAGAUCUUGAAACAUGGAUAUGCUCCCAAGGGAAAGACUCUGCUUCCUGAUGUGGAUGAACAUGAGCAGAAGUCACUUUUCUAUCACAGCGAAAAGUUGGCUCUUUCCUUUGGGCUUAUAAACACUCCAAGUGGUACCCCAUUGCAACUUGUACAGAACCAUAGAAUAUGCAACGAUUGUCACAAUGUGAUUAAAUUGAUAGCCAUGGUUACGGAAAGACAAAUCGUUUUUAGAGAUGGAAGCAGAUUUCAUCGGUUCGAAAAUGGGAAAUGCUCAUGUCGUGAUUACUGGUGAAUUUUCUCAGCUUCAAUAAGUAAAGGAAUCUUAUCCUAUCUAUCUAAUUAUUAAUGACCAUAAAUCCUGGUUAGAGAAUACAUCUUUAUACUUUUUUAUACCUUGCGAGAAGAAUUUUCUAGUUAAUAACUGUGUUUUAGUGGUAUACUGGUAUGUAGAAUCAGGGAUUAUCAUUUGAGAUUUUGAGUGUACUGGAACCUCAUGAUUUUUUAUUCUUUUAAAAAGGGAGUGAAUAUUAGUAAACUUUCUAUUUUCGUGAUUACAUUGACUUGUUCUGUUAAAAUAGGG
Molecule: messenger RNA, 2710 nt
Organism: Cuscuta epithymum
Lineage: Eukaryota; Viridiplantae; Streptophyta; Magnoliopsida; Solanales; Convolvulaceae
Source: the annotation of a GenBank genome assembly